AUGGUGCUGCUGCGGUGCGCCCCCUUCAUGGUCCUGCGGGCUGUCGCCUUCGUGUCGCCUGCCGUUUUGCCUCCACAAUCCUUGUUGCACACCAACAGCAGCUGCCCACAAGGUUUCAAGGCGUGCGGGCACUGCCACUGCGUGCCGGAGGCAGAUUGCGAUGCUUGUCGAGGCCCCAUGGUGCACGAUGUGCACGCCAGGAACAGCACGAAGGUCAGCAGCAAGAUGGCGGGCUGCCCGCCAGAAAAUGUCGAUUGCGGCAACUACACCUGUGUACCCCCUACCAUGUGCACGGAGAAAGGUCUUCUUGAGGCAGAAAGCACUGCGAGAAGAUCCAAGGUCCCCGGCUGUCCGGAAGACUUCACGGACUGCGGCAUCUGUGCGUGCGUUCCGGGCAACGUCUGCAGCCGCUGUCCCAGAAUCAUCGCCUUUUCCUUCACCCAUGGCACAUCAUCGGCCAUGCCCAACGAGACGUACAACGAGUCCGGCGUGCAGGACACUUGGGAUCCAGCCCUCUCUGCUGAGCCUGCUGAGGAUCGUAUCUGGAGCCAGGAUGGCACGGCAAGGCCAGUGAGCUGGUCGCGGUACACCUCCACCUUCCCAUUCUUGGUGGCACUCAAAGCAAUCAACAGAUGGGGUGGCCGCUAUCACCUCUGUGGGGGGACAUUGAUUCGAGAAACGCAUGUGCUCACAGCUGCACAUUGCUUCCGCAAAAACGGCGGCUGGGACAAGAAUGCCGAGGACAUCGAGGUCUGGUGGGGGCAUGGGAACAACGAUUGGAUUAGUUCGAAGGUCGACCUCAUUGUCACUCCAGCACUCUUCAAUGAACAGCAAUCCUGGGAUCAUGAUGUCGCAGUUCUUCGCUUGAGCCGACGCUUUGCGGGUGCUCCGCGCGUGCGCCUGUCACAUCGGUCCUCCUAUGCACUGGGCUCUGGAGCGUUGAUCGCUGGAUGGGGCAUGGUAAAUGAAGCCAUGACUAACAUGCCGAUCGACAAGUUAAAGGAAGCCCAGAAGAACAUUGCCGCUACGUCUCAUUGUCACAGGUUUGACUCGAAAUUCCAAGGGCAGAACAUCAUCUGCACUACGUCCUGGAAGUCAGGUAUCGGAAAAGGCGACAGCGGUGGGCCAAUGCUGCAAAACGGCUAUCAAAUCGGCAUCUGCUCCCAUCAUUUCCGUCGCAGCGGCUUCUCUUACUUUGAUGCCUUCACCCGCGUGUCAAGUUACACUGAUUGGAUCGAUGGUGUACUGCCAGUGGUUCAACUCCUCGUACUCAUGCACGUCGAGGCCGCAGACUGGGAUGGGGAUGGUGAUCUUGAUCUUAUCGUCGCGCGUCAGACUCCUCGUCAGACUGGUCAAGAUAUCGGCAGCUUCCAUCUUUUGGAGCAGGUGGGGGGCACCUUUGAGAUCCAAAAUGGAAGCCGGGACCCUUUUCAGCAGAUCACGCCGCAAACCAACUUCUGGUGGAAGAAGGCCUUUGCUGCUGCAGACUGGGAUCUUGAUGGUGACGUCGACCUUCUUGUGCAGAAGGAUGGUUUCGUACACUUCCUGGAGAGGCUUGCGGAUGGAAGCCUGGGUCACCCUCAAGCCUUCCUGGAGACCUUCGAUGCCGAAAGCUUGGGCUCCAUGGGUCAAAGGGCCCUGGCGCUCGGCGACUUCGAUCAGGAUGGCGACCUCGAUCUUCUGCUCGAAGGGCCCGACUACGGUAUCAGGUACUUUGAGCACUUGGCUGACGGGAACGUUUCCGAGCGCACGGGCAUGAAGCACUUGUUCCAAGGUGUUCUGCAGCCAGUGGAUUGGAAUGGAGACGGCCUGCUUGACCUCAUUGUGAAGAAUAUAGGCUGGGACCACGGGCCCUCUGAAAAUCUCUUGUUCUUUGAGCACACCUUGGAUGGAAGCUUCAUGCAUCGUCAGGGAAAUUUCCCCCACUUCAGCAACCAAUCAUUUACAAGCGCCGACUGGAACGGGGACGGCCUGCAGGAUAUGUUGGUCAGCAACGAGGAUGGCUCAAUCCAGCUUGUCUCCAGCAUGCUCGACUCGAGAUUCUUUGAGAGGACGAAGUCGGAGUCGGUCUUCAGUGCCGUGCGCAUCGAGUGGUCGAAAAUCGAUCCAUCUUUGGUGGAUUGGAAUGGAGAUGGUCUCCUCGACUUGGUCUUGACGUCCCCACACAAAGAAUAUGGCACCAGGGUUCUGGAGGGAUCCGCAAGUGGACUUCAUGAAGUGGAGCCACCUCCCCUUGAGCACACCUUCGAAGGCUUGGCCCACACGAAGCUCCUAGAUGUGAACGGCGAUGGGCGCACCGACGCAGUUGGCUGUGUCGGGGGAGCAGGCGGUUGUGACGUGGGUGUCCGCCCUUUCUCAUUGGUGUACUUUGAGCGACUGCAGAACGGAUCGCUGCAACAGAAAGCCGGGAAAGCUAAUCCCUUCUGGAAGCUCAACGAGGGUUUUAGUGAAAGUGGUCUUGGAGGGGACGAUUUUGAGCUGGCAGAUUUGGAUUACGAUGGUGACCUGGACCUGGUAGUCUGCACAGAUACCUCCCUUCUCUUCUUCGAGCAGACGUCCAGCGAGUGGCUUGCAAGAGAAGCUCUUCCAGUCAGUCUCAGCGGCUACAAGUGUGCCUUGCGUGCUUUCGACUACAAUGGCGACAUGCGGAUGGAUCUCCUCCUCGGAACUGAUGACCGGCUGUUGGUGUUGGAAGGACUAGGAAGCUUCCGACUGAGGGAACUGCCACAGAGUGAGAAUCCGUUCCGAGACAUCGAACUCAAUUGCUAUUUGUCAAUUGGUUUGGCAGUUGGGGACUGGAAUGGAGAUGGCAUUGCAGACGUUCUUGUUUCGGAGGCCAACCCGGACUGGAAGGGCCUCCGUUUCUUCGAGAAGGGCUUCUGCACCAAGCGCGAGACCUGCAGAUACCAGUUCCUGGAUUGCUCUGGCUGCGCGGCUGAUUUCUACCGGGCCGAGACCAGGAACAUCUAUUCGAGCAAUGUUUGCUCAACACGGGGCAAGUGCCAUGAUGAUGACCUGGCCCGCACCGAAAGUGCACAACACGGCAAUGGGAGCUGCUUGUGCCAGGAGCCUUUCUUUGGCGUAAACUGUGAAUUAGGAGGCUGUCCGGCAGGAUAUGAAUACGUGCAACGCAAGCAUUGGACCUGCGUGGCAUGUCAGAAGGGAUGGUACAAGCAGGCUGUUGGGAACAAUGUUCCUUGCAGUCCCUGCCAAGCAAACCGUUUCAUGCCUGUUUUGGGCGGUGCUUCUUGCCUCCAGUGCGAAGACAUGUGGCUUCGGGUGCAGGUCAACAAGGAGAAGACAGCAUGCACGCGCGCGAUGGUCAAUGUUCUGGCAAUACCGACGGCAUUCAUCUUAGCAGCUGGGUUUUUUGUGAUGCUCCCAUAUGUGAGUGGCCUCCCUUUGGCAGUGCGGGAUGUGCGACUGGGCCAGGAAGGUGUGAUGGUGACCACGAAAGUGCGGCACUGGAUGCUGAGUGGCAAGCGAAAGAUGCACUUGAGGUUCUUGCUUCUGGACGUCAAAGACGAUGUUGCUCUGAGCAAGGACAUCGAGACUUCGAGGGGCACAGGCCAUCUGAAACACCGCGACUCGGUGUUCGGUAGAGGCAUCAUGAUCCCCUUCUCCCUCUGGCAAGUGCUGCUGGUGGCUGGCCUUGUGGGCGUCGUGGCAUUAGCUGAGCUUGAGGAGAUGACAGGCAACUUCCGUCUGACCUUGACAGAAGCAGCCAUGCUUGUCUUGGGUGCCUUGACAGCCGUUCUUGUCCACUGGCGACAGCAGGGCCACCCAGACUGCACUCAGCAACGAUUCGCAGACAUGCUGCACCAUAGGAAGGCUUCAGACAGAGGAGCUUCGAGAGCUCUCAGUGCCAGUCAGCUGCUCGACUUCUACCAUUCCUUUCAGGAGCACAUCCUCAACAGAAACAUGUACUACCUCUGCAGCAACAUUGUCCAGCCUCUGACAAAGCCCUGGCAACUAUCUUAUGCUGACGUGGUUGGUCCGAGCAAGAUGCAGUGGUUCGUGUCUCACUACUGGGGGACCCCCUUCGCACAUUUUGUGGAGACCAUACGCAAACAUGCUGAGGGAAGCUUGGGUGCACGGGUGACCGAGUUGCGCUCGGUGACCUACUGGAUUUGCACCUUCAGCAACAACCAGUGGAAAGUACAAGAAGAACUGGGUGAGACAUGGGAGUUCUCAUCCUUCUACCUGGCAUUGCGUAGCGCCGGGUACAAAGGCACCGUCAUGGUUCUAGAUGAGGCGGUGCGACCUUUGACAAGGUCGUGGUGCCUGUUUGAGCUACUGCAGACAGCUACCCUAAGCAGGGAGAAGAAGCUUCAAGGGCUGUUUCUUGGCACGCCCUCUGGAAUCAUGAACCUUGGUCAAUGCAACAUGGACCUUGCGUUCACCAUCAGCCAGAAGCUGUCGAGCCUUAAACUGCAAGAUGCCAGCGCCAGCUCCCUGGAAGACAAGAAGAUGAUUGAUGACUUGGUUCGGGCUCAACCAGGUGGCUUUGAUCAGGUGAACAAGUUUCUCAUCCAAGCAGUGAGUGAGGCGCUGGAUGCAACUCAGACACGAUUCCAAGCCGACCUGGCUACCUUGCAAAAAGGCCUCUCUGCCUACAUCUGUGCGGAGAAGACGGAACCCGAUUGA
Molecule: messenger RNA, 4647 nt
Organism: Symbiodinium natans
Lineage: Eukaryota; Dinophyceae; Suessiales; Symbiodiniaceae
Source: the annotation of a GenBank genome assembly